Molecule: messenger RNA, 1029 nt
Organism: Arthroderma uncinatum
Lineage: Eukaryota; Fungi; Ascomycota; Eurotiomycetes; Onygenales; Arthrodermataceae
Exons: 3
Coding region: 1-1029 (342 amino acids)
Biological process (GO): ubiquitin-dependent protein catabolic process; vacuolar transport; metal ion transport
Cellular component (GO): perinuclear region of cytoplasm; endoplasmic reticulum; Golgi apparatus
Source: RefSeq, a predicted model, not a curated record
AUGACUUCACAUCGCUACGAGCCGGUCAACACUCGCAACGAAGAUGACUCUGUAGAAUCUCAGCCUGUUCAGCCUAUCCCAUCAUCCCCUCCUCCCUCCUUCCACUCGCGCACCCCAUCCCCUACUUCACGCCGCCUCCUAUCUCAAGACCCUCUACACUCCGACGCCGACCGGACGCUCGCAGAUGCCUUUGGUGAUGACGAUGGCCAGAGUGACGAUGAGGAGGGGGUCGACGACAGGCAGCGUCUCAUGAGGGGGAGUCCUGCCAACACCACACCGGACCACGGCUCGCCAGAGAGACAGACCAGGGGCGAUAUACACGCAAGGCCGAAUGCGUCUGCGUCCGAGCCAUCACGGAUAAUACGCGGUGCGAACGACGGUGUCUUUGCGAACCUGUCGGCCAAGCCAGAACGAGGAGGAGAGAAGGUCGACGAUUUACCACCGACAUACGAACAGGCAGCCGCAGAUGCCGCUCCUCCAUACUGGGAGACGACCAUCGUUGCUCCCGGCAUGUCGUCAGAUGAAGUCUACGUUGAAGGCCUUCCCGUCGGCUCAGUCUUCUCCUUCGUCUGGAACGGCAUGAUCUCGACCUCGUUUCAACUCGUUGGAUUUCUCCUCACCUACCUCCUACACACAUCCCACGCUGCCAAAAACGGGAGUAGAGCUGGCCUUGGCCUCACCAUGGUGCAAUACGGCUUCUACAUGAGAAACAACAACGACUACAACCCACCCGAUCCCGACUCCGGCGACAGCGGAUACGUCAACCCUCCCGAUCCAAACAGCCACGACUUCAACCCCAACGCCGUCGAAAGUUCGUCCGGCCAAACCGGCACUGCACCGCUGCAAGGUCUCACAACAAGCGACUGGCUGUCGUAUAUGCUGAUGGUCAUCGGUUGGUUUAUUCUGAUCCGCGCAAUCAGCGACUACCUACGAGCGCGACGACACGAGCAGCUAGUACUCCAGAGCCCCAACCGUGGUCUUCCCGUCCCCAUCAUUGCGGAAAACGAACGGUCGGAGACUGCCGUAUAA